Molecule: messenger RNA, 1552 nt
Organism: Paramecium sonneborni
Lineage: Eukaryota; Ciliophora; Oligohymenophorea; Peniculida; Parameciidae
Source: the annotation of a GenBank genome assembly
CAAAAAGAAUGGAAGAGAUGAAAUAAAAUUAUUUAGAUAGGUAUCAUAAUUUGAAUAAUCAGAUUGAAUAACCUUCAUUAGUUUCUUUAUUGUGAAUUGCCGCUUAAAUUGAUGAAUCACAAUGAAGAUGAAGUAAAUUAAAAUUAAAUUAUAGACUUGUAUUGAUCUGUAAAAUCGGCUGUACACAUUAAUAGAAACAGGAUACAUAAAGGAAACAGAACAAUAGUUAUAGUAAUUGAUAGAAGAGAAUUACAAAUUGCAUAAUAAGGAAAACGAUAAAUAAUUGAUAAAUGGUUUAUCUACUUCAGAAGCAAGAUAUGUUAAAUAAAUAGCUGAGUUAUAACAUUAAAGGGAUGUAUUGUAGGAUGAAUUAGAUGAAAAGAACUUUAUAAUGAAUGAGAUUUAAUCAAAGAUGGAGAAGUUUGAAUUAUUAUCUGAUAAUUUGGUAAAGGCUGAGCAAGCCAUUAAGGAGCUUUCAGAGGAGAAUAUGGAAAUGAGUUAAUAAUUGUAGUAUGAAUAGGAAAUAAAUUAAUAAUAUAAAAGUUAAAUAGAAGAAUUAUAAUAAGUUGUAAUAAAUAAAGAAACAUCUUAAAAUAGAAAUAUUUCACCUUCUCAAAUUUAUUAGUUUCAUGAAUAGGUAGGAUCACUUAGAAUUGAAUUAUCAGGAUUAUAAGCAGAACUUAAAAUAAGAAUGUAAAUUUUAGAAUAGUUUAAGACUCAAUUAAUGAGUGAUUUAGUUAAAGGAUUUCAUACAAUGUUAUCAAAAACUAAAUAAGAAUUGUAAAAUGAAACUAUUGAAGUAAAAAAGCAAUAUCAAUAAUUAAAUGAAAUCUCUACAUAAUAGAUUAAUAAAUUAAAGAAAGAUGUGUAGUUCUAUAAAGUUCUUGAAGAAGAAUAUGAAAAUAAAAUAAAAGAGGUUUUAAAUUAAAAAUCAGAUUUGGAAUCAAAAAUUAAAUAAAAAGAUGAUUAAUUGCAAGAUAUAGCUUGUAAAUUAGAUCUUAUACAAUAAAACAUUGAAUAAACUGAAUUAAACUUUUAGAAUCAAUUACUCUAAGAAAUAAAUUCAAAAGAAAAAUAUAAAAUUUAAUUAAAAAAUGCUAAGUAAGGAUUAUAAACCUUAUCUGAAAAAGUCUCCUUAUUAUUGUCUUUUUAUUAAAAAUAGACUAAAUAUAUCGAAGAUAAUGUUCUGUUACUGGAAUCAUAAAUAAGAGAAGAAAAUAAAGAACUUAUAGAUGGACUUAGUCAGGAAUUAAGUUAGAGUAUUGAAACAAUAAAAAAAUAACAUAGCAGCAUUAAAUAACUAGAAUUAUAAUGUUUGAAAUCUAAUUUCUAAAAAGCAGAAUUUAAUAGAGGAUCUGAUGUAAAUAGAUAAUCCGAAAUUAAUAAUAGAAAAUCAGAGUUUGAGCAGAUUAAAUAUGAUAAUUCCUUUAUUGAUGAAAGAUCUGUUUGUUAGAGAACGGGCAGAUUGGAUGAAUAAAGAAAAUAUUUAGAUGACUUAAAAAAACUGCACAGAACAACAAAAUCUUAAUUAAAACUCAAUCGAAAGUAUUGA